CAGACUCCAGGGGAGGCGCCAGUCGGCUCAGUCUGCCCGCCUGCUGAGGGGCCAGGGGGAAUUUGCAGACGCUCCCUGCGCGGGGACGGGGACCGUGUCCUUCAUUGGGGACCUGCGGCGGGUCCCUCCGGGUGCCGGCCAGCCAGCGGCAGAACCAUGUCCGAGCCCACGGGGGGCGGCGAGCCCGACCUUUACCGAGACACGUGGGUGCGGUACCUGGGCUAUGCCAACGAGGUGGGGGAGGCCUUCCGCUCCCUGGUGCCCGUGGCAGCCGUGUGGCUGAGCUACGGGGUGUCCAGCUGCUACGUGCUGGCCGACGCCGUUGACAAGGGCCGGAAGGCCGCCCAGGUGCCGGGCCCCGAGGCCGGCCGCCAUAGCAGGAUGACCGUGGCUGUGGUGGACACCCUGGUCUGGCAGGCCCUGGCCUCUGUGGCCAUCCCCGGCUUCACCAUCAACCGCGUGUGUGCCGCCUCGCUCUACGUCCUGGGUACCACCACUCGCUGGCCCCUGGCCACCCGCAAGUGGACCACCACAGCGCUCGGGCUGCUGGCCAUCCCCGUCAUCAUCCACCCCAUCGACAGGUCCGUGGACUUUCUCCUGGACGCCAGCCUGCGCCGGCUCUACCCCUCACAGGAGAAGCCCAGCUCCUCCUAGCACUCCUGGGACCGAGGGGCCCCGUCACCGGAUGCAGAGUGACACCCCGUGAGGAGAUGGAGCUCAGCUCACCGGGCAGCAGGGACCAGGACUCAGCGGGUGGCCAGUGUCUGGAGGGGCCCCGGGCGCCAGGAGGACCGCGGCUACCGCCCCCUGCCCUGCCGCCCACGGGGUGGGGGCCACACUGGCCCUCCCUCCACC
Erinaceus europaeus (western European hedgehog) is the source of this 855-nucleotide messenger RNA. It is a transcript of the gene MTFP1, whose product is annotated as mitochondrial fission process 1. The coding region runs from base 157 to 654 and encodes 165 amino acids. Lineage: Eukaryota; Metazoa; Chordata; Mammalia; Eulipotyphla; Erinaceidae. Gene Ontology annotation, biological process: mitochondrial fission. Gene Ontology annotation, cellular component: mitochondrion. The transcript has 4 exons. The record is from RefSeq and is a predicted model, not a curated record.